This is a messenger RNA of Cooperia oncophora, 786 nucleotides long. The record is from the annotation of a GenBank genome assembly. NCBI's taxonomy places the organism in Eukaryota, Metazoa, Nematoda, Chromadorea, Rhabditida, Trichostrongylidae.
CUGUCCGUAAUCACGGACCAACUCAGGUCCAGGCAUUUCCAUGCUAGGUCUACGUGGAAAUGUGAAGAAAGGCAUCUAUUUCAGGUAUGCUUUGAGAAUAAGCCAGGUCGUCAUUGCGUACGUUUCUUUCCCUGCGGUCAUUCGUUUUGCAAAGACUGCAUUUCACCGCUGACCUGCCUUGCCGAUAGUUGUGAGUCAAGUGCUGCGCAAAGUGUUAUCAUUGAGCUACUCGGUCAGAAGGAAUUUGAUCGCUAUGAGGGAAUUCUGUUGAAGAAAGCCCUUGAGAGAAUGGACGAUUUGGUGACGUGCCCGAAAAUCGGUUGCCAGAAACCAUCCAUGCUCAGCCAUACUUGCAACGUGUUUUGGUGUUGGUUACAACUUUUUGCACCGCUUGCUUACCUAUCUGUAUCCAUGUGGCAUCCUGUUUAUGGUACAUGGGGUCUGAGAGAAGUGACACUGGACGAGUAUCUCCCAGCAUCACAAGAAGAUCGAAUGAAAAUGGCGGCGUGGUACGGUGGAAUUGAGAAGCUGGAGGCCGAGAUGGAGAAAGCAUUCAAGAAAGUCGAUGGACGUACCUAUGCUUGGAUGCAAGGGCACAGUAAGAGAUGCCCACAGUGCAACAUUCCAAUCCAGCGGCAGUCUGGUUGUAACAUGAUGGUGUGCUCAAUGUGUGACACACAUUUCUGCUGGAACUGUGAUGCGAUUCUCGAUGGUAUUAUGUAUGGGCACUUCUCGGAAUCACCGGACUGUCAAGGACAAGGACCGCAAAUUCCACUUGGCGAUUGA